Stylonychia lemnae is the source of this 207-nucleotide messenger RNA. The record is from the annotation of a GenBank genome assembly. Lineage: Eukaryota; Ciliophora; Spirotrichea; Sporadotrichida; Oxytrichidae.
AUGUUCCCUCUCCAGAAAAUAGGAAUUGAAGGGGAUAAGAUGGGGUUAACCUAAGGCAAAAAUUAUUAUAAAGACCAGAGUGACGGAGCCUGUCCAGGGCCAUAUGACUUUCGUGAUACUUUCACAUUUCAGGGGGCCACUCAACAAGAUGAUCUCUCCAGAAACUAGAUCAACACGUUUAGAAAUUAAAGAGAUUCCCUAUUCUGA